This is a messenger RNA of Solanum dulcamara, 1296 nucleotides long. RefSeq lists its product as uncharacterized. Bases 511 to 1032 code for a protein of 173 amino acids. The transcript is spliced from 6 exons. The record is from RefSeq and is a predicted model, not a curated record. NCBI's taxonomy places the organism in Eukaryota, Viridiplantae, Streptophyta, Magnoliopsida, Solanales, Solanaceae.
GAAAAGUUCCUACAAAAAUUGAAAACGCGCCAGGUAGGGGUCGAACCUACGACUUUCUGCUUAGGAAACAGACGCUCUAUCCACUGAGCUACAGGCGCUUUAUAUUCAUUUUGUCUUCUCAUUUAGAAUAUAUAUAUAUAUAUAUCAAAUAAUAUUUCCAAAGACAGCCGAGGUCCACUACCGCACCAUUGGCCACACCAGCAGCUGAGCACGACAACUUUCCCAUCUCCAUUUUUGACUGAUAUCUGCAAAUCUAGGAAACAAGGCAAACAGCAAGAGAAAGAGAAGAGAAAACCCACCAGGAAUUUCUCUUUUCUUUCGAUUUUCAGCUCUUAUUUGCUGACCCAAAGAUCAAGAACUGCAUAAAGGGCAAGAAAAUCACAUCCCGCAAACCUGGCUUGCAUUUUCACAGGUGGGGGAUGUGUUUUCUUUCUGUAUUGGAGGUCCAAAGGUUGAAUCUGUGCUCUGACGAAAACCCAUUUGCUUUAUUUCCCGGAUUAUUGCUUGUAAAUGCAACUUUGUAGAUCAAUUGCCUCUUGGCUAUCCCGCAUCUUGGCUUGCAUGGGAAGUUGUCUUGGAUGCUGUAUGAAUUCUCCCCAUGUUGUUUCAGUGGAUAAGCCAUCUAAAGGACUGAAAGUUCCGAGCAAACGAUUGAGGAGAACUAGUUUAAGAGACGACUUUUGGAGCAGUAGUGCAUGCGAGAUGGAGAAUAGCACAUUUCCCUCCCAGAGAAGCAUCUCAUCAAUUAGCACAUCCAAUCCGGCCCUUGAUCCUCACAGUAACUCUGGCACCACGAACAGCACUUCGGAAUUUGUAAAUCAUGGUCUACUUCUUUGGAAUCAAACGAGGCAACAAUGGUGUGGAAAUAAAACACCGCAGAAGCGUGCUUCAGUUCGAGAACCCAAAUUAACCUUAGAUACAAGUUAUGAAACUUUGCUAGGGACCAAUAAGCUUUUCCCUCAACCAAUCCCUCUACCGGAAAUGGUAGACUUUCUUGUUGAUGUAUGGGAGCAGGAGGGGCUUUAUGAUUAAGCAGACACAUAAGUCAUCUUUCUCAGCCACUGCAAAUUGUGUUCUGCAAGUUCUACAUAAGAAGUUCAAAACAGCAUUGUAUUUGUAUGUUGAGAUGAAAAAGAAACUUUGGUUACAAAAAACACCAUGUUCUCAAGAAAGUAAUUUAUACAUGUUAGGCUGUCCAAAACUCAAAUACAAUGAGCCUUGGCUAGUUUGUAGAUAUAUUUAAGGGGACAGAAUUGAAUCUACUCGUAAAUAUAAAUUGUGUUUAGGUGCUUCUAA